Paramormyrops kingsleyae is the source of this 1573-nucleotide messenger RNA. Lineage: Eukaryota; Metazoa; Chordata; Actinopteri; Osteoglossiformes; Mormyridae. The record is from RefSeq and is a predicted model, not a curated record.
UUUGAACACAUUGCGAUGCGUUAGUAUGAGAAGCAAAUAGCAAACGAAACCUUAAACCAUCCCGGCCACUAGUGGGCGCUGCAGUUCCUGUUCCGGGUGUUUCCGCGCUUUGCCAUAUUAGAGCAGCUUCUUCUCCUAGCCGCCUCGUAGUACGCCGUGCCGGGGGAUGGUACUGUCCCUGAUUUAAUUUAACGUUACGAAGAAACAAAAAGGAAAGCUGCGUGUGUGAGUUGUGUGGAGGCCGCGUUAACGGCGGGACAGCGCUGCCGGCGACAUGACGACGCGUUCGGAGCGGGAGAAGGCUCAGAAACUCAACGAGCAGCACCAGGCCAUCCUGUCCAAAAUGCUGAGGGAAGAAGACAACAAGUACUGCGCCGACUGCGAGGCCAAAGGGCCCCGGUGGGCGUCAUGGAACCUGGGCGUGUUCAUCUGCAUCCGCUGUGCUGGAAUCCACCGGAACCUGGGUGUCCACAUAUCCCGAGUCAAGUCUGUCAACCUGGACCAGUGGACGCCAGAGCAGAUCCAGAGCAUACAGGACAUGGGUAACACCAAGGCCCGGCUGCUGUAUGAGGGCCACCGCCCAGAGAACUUCAGACGCCCCCAGACCGACCAAGCCGUCGAGUUCUUCAUCAGGGACAAGUACGAGAGGAAGAAAUACUAUGACAAAAAUGCCCUUAAUUCCAGCACGAAAUCCUCGGAUGUACGACCCACCUCGUCCCCCUCCUCACAAGCAGCAGACAAGAGCAAGCUGGAGAGGGAGCAUGCGAGGAAGAAGGAGGAGAAGCGGCCGAGGGAUGCGGAUAAAGGCAGCAAAUCUGUGUCCUUGGAGAAGCCCCAGAGGAGGGAAGAGGACCAGCAGGAGUCCCGCCUGAGCCCCAUGAAGGGCGGUGAGCCAGUGGUGGACCUGCUGGGCCUGGAUGCCCCAGCGGUGAGUUCCAGCAAGGGAGGGGGAGUCUCAGCCAGCGAAGACCUGGACAUCUUUGGGCCCAUGGUGUCGAACCCGCUGCCUCCUUCCAACACGCAGCACUCUCAGGCCAGCUCUAACGCUGCUGCAGCGAUGGUUGCCACGGGGACAGGGAGCUCUGGCCCUGCCCAAUCAGGUGACCUAGACCUGUUCAGCGAGGCCAGCGGACGGACGGACGACUCAACUAAGAAGCCUCUCUCCAAGGACUCCAUUCUGUCCCUGUAUGGCAGCAGUGGUAUGGCCCAGCAGCCUGCCCCUGCGGCCAUGUUCGUGGGCCCCACCCAGAUGCAGUUUCCCAGCCAGCCUCCCGCCGGCUUCCAGGGCUUCCCAGCGAUGGGCGCGAUGCCCCCCACCACCAUGAUGGGCCAGAACGCGGGCAUCAUGGUCGGCAUGACGAUGUCCAACGGAUUCAUGGGCGCUGGGCAGACUGGCGUGAUGGGUCUGGCUCCUGGCAUGAUCGCGCCUCAGGGGGUCCCGGUUCCACCCGGCAUGGUGCCCCCCCAGAGCAUGUACGCCAUGCAGCCUGGCCAGCAGCCUCAGUGGACGAUCGGCCAGGUAAACCAGCAGAUGUCGGGCAUGACCCUAAACGGUCCUGGGGGAGCAUACUGA